CUUUAUUGUUUUUUAUUUGUUGCAAAUAUUAGUUGUUUUGAGUUUAUGAAUUUACACUUAAAAUAGCAUAACCCGAAGUAAUUAUACAUAAAUAUGGAUUCAGAAUUAUUAUUUAGAGAUUAUGCAUUACUCAGGAACUUAAAAUUUAACGAUGAACGAAUAUCAACAGUGACAUCUCGUGAACAGCAAAAGACCGAGAAUUCCAUAGAAAAAUGUUUCAGUCGCUUUCAACAAAUGCAGUACCUGGAUCCAAAAGUAAAGAAAAUUCAUCGGGAAGAUCACCAACGCUACCUGGAGUCGAUGCUACGCAGACUUCCCUUACACUAUGAAUGCCUUGACAGUAGUAGACCAUGGAAUGUUUAUUGGAUAUUGCAAGCUGCUCAUUUAUUAAAUUUCACAUUUGACGAUGAAACAUUAGAGCAUGUUGUGCAAUUUCUAAUCAAAUGUCGUCAUCCUAAAGGAGGAUUUGCCGGUGGUCCCGGUCAAUACCCGCAUUUAGCUCCAACAUAUGCCGCUGUGAAUAGUCUAUGCAUAAUUGGUACAUCGAGUGCGUAUCGUGCAAUCGAUCGUGAAUCUUUGAUGCAGUUUCUAUUCUCUGUGCGAGAACCAGAUGGCUCCUUUAGACUACAUGUAGAUGGUGAAACGGAUGUAAGAGGUGCUUAUUGCGCUAUCUCAUGUGCUAAGCUGACGAAUAUGCCUGAGGAUGUUAUCAAGAAAUUAUUUGAUAAAACUGGAGAUUGGAUUGCCAGAUGUCAGACAUAUGAAGGUGGUUUUGGCGGGGCGCCAGAUCUGGAGGCACACGGUGGGUAUACAUUUUGUGGCAUUGCGGCUUUAGCAAUGCUGGACGAAGGCCACAAAUGCGAUAUUGAGCAACUGCUGAAAUGGAAUCUGCAGCGUCAAAUGCCAUUUGAAGGCGGAUUUCAGGGUCGAACAAAUAAGCUGGUGGAUGGUUGUUAUUCCUUUUGGGUUGGUGCAACAAUACCUAUAACUCAAGCCCUUAUUUCACAGGAAGGUGGAUCUAUUAAACAGUCACUCUUCGAUACUAGUGCAUUACAGGAAUAUAUUUUAGUUUGCUGCCAAAAAGCAAGUGGUGGUUUGAUUGACAAGCCGGGCAAACCACAAGAUCUCUACCACACCUGCUAUACGUUAAGUGGCGUUUCAAUAGCACAACACUCUGAAUCGUCGUUGAAUCCACAAGUACUAGGCGAUCCAGCGAAUGAGCUAUUACCAACGCAUCCGCUAUUUAAUGUUCCCCCACGUGCCGUCGCUAGAUCAUUAGCCCACUUUGAGCUGCUCAAUGACGAUUUCAAAGAUUUUAGAAAUCUCUCAGCAGAAAAUCAGCAUAAAUCUGAUUGUGAAAAAUUAUCGACUGAAAGUUAUAUGGAAGCAGAGGAAGGCGUAAAUACUAAUGAGGAAGAAGAAGCUCAAAUAUCUUCUGUUAGCUCGUCAAUAUCGAAUUGAUGAAAAUUUGCAAAUAUUAAUAAUUCUGUACAUUUCAUAUUACCAAAUUAUAAUAUCAAAUUAUUUUGUGUCCGAAAGUUAUAUAUUUGUGAAAUUUUUCCUAGAUGGGAAUACCAUAAACUGAUUUUCUACGUAUAUACCUUGUAAUGUAUGGUUAUAGAAGUAGAUGAACUACGAUAUUAUAAAAAUAAAGAUAAUGCGCCAGUUUAGUAAAACAA
Molecule: messenger RNA, 1679 nt
Organism: Zeugodacus cucurbitae (melon fly)
Lineage: Eukaryota; Metazoa; Arthropoda; Insecta; Diptera; Tephritidae
Gene: Fntb
Product: protein farnesyltransferase subunit beta
Exons: 6
Coding region: 94-1461 (455 amino acids)
Biological process (GO): protein farnesylation
Cellular component (GO): protein farnesyltransferase complex
Molecular function (GO): protein farnesyltransferase activity
Source: RefSeq, a predicted model, not a curated record